Solanum verrucosum is the source of this 1246-nucleotide messenger RNA. RefSeq lists its product as uncharacterized. The record is from RefSeq and is a predicted model, not a curated record. Bases 18 to 1001 code for a protein of 327 amino acids. Lineage: Eukaryota; Viridiplantae; Streptophyta; Magnoliopsida; Solanales; Solanaceae. The transcript has 4 exons.
UUUUUUGGUUUGUAAUAAUGAGAAUAAGGAAACGUUUUCCUCCUCCAUCAGAUCCCCAACUAAACACCAAAAAUGAAUCUCUACCGUCUGAUCUUCCAAAUCUGAGUCUUCCACAGCCGUCUGAUCAACCGGCGACCGUCACCGGAGCUAAAACAACCACCAGCUGGGUUCUCUUUGGUGGCAACAACAAUAAUCCACCAAAAAUAGAACAAAAGGAUAUGGAAGAUGAAGAUGGGAAAUUAUGGAGAGAGAAAAAAGAGAUUAUUGAUAGUAAUAUUGACAAUGAUCACAAGAAAGAAUUAAGCUUUUUGAGUACAACACAAAUAGGUUCUUUGAUUCAUCAACCAUCAUCAUCUUCUGAUCUAGAUGGUAGAUGGUGUGAAGAAGAUCAUAAGGUAAUUCCAUUGAAAAAGAGGUCAAGAGACAACUAUCAUCACCAUCACCACCAUGACACAAGUAAUAUUAACACGAUGAAAUCGAAGACAAACAAGAAAUGUCCACAAGAAAAUGGUAACGAGGGGGAGCAAGAACACGAGGAACAUUAUCAACGAAUUAAUAGUGAUCAUAAAGUUGAGCACGUAAACAAGAAGAACAAAAGAGGAAGUGUUAUAUUAGAGGGAUCAAGGUGUAGUCGUGUUAAUGGGAGAGGAUGGAGAUGUUGUCAACAAACCCUUGUGGGAUAUUCAUUAUGUGAACAUCAUUUGGGUAAAGGAAGACUUAGAAGCAUGAAUAGUACUACAGUUCGAAACUCGAUGAAUAUUAAGAAAAAGAAGAAGAAAGUAGAAGAAAAGGAUAAGGAAUCGUACGCGUUGAUAAAUGAUCAUGAAUAUUAUGGUAUUGAUGAUGAUAAUAAUGAUGAUGACGAUGACAAGAAAAAGACGAAGAACAAGAAGAUGAAGAAGCUUGGAAUGGUGAAAGCUAGAUCUUUGAGUAGUCUACUCGGUCAAACGGACAAUGCAGUUGCAAUGAUGAUAGUUGAUAAUGAUAAUAAAAACGAGUAACAAAUUAUGAAGAUGUAGAUCUGAUAUUAUUUCACGUACUUAUAGAUGUUAUGGCUAGCGUUCGUGUCAGAUCUUUCAAAAUGUUAUGCUUAUGCAAUUAUAUAUGUUAAGGGUUCAACAUGCAUGAGUGCAUGUGACAUUUAUAUUAUUAUUGAAGAAUUUGAGUAACAUAGCUAGUUGGAAUUAGUUUUUUUUUUGUCCAAUUUAGCUAAGACAGUUUGCUCAUAUAAUAUGUUUCUUUAAUU